Messenger RNA from Gastrolobium bilobum, 549 nucleotides. Its product is annotated as putative F-box protein At1g67623. The transcript has a single exon. The record is from RefSeq and is a predicted model, not a curated record. Gene Ontology annotation, molecular function: protein binding. NCBI's taxonomy places the organism in Eukaryota, Viridiplantae, Streptophyta, Magnoliopsida, Fabales, Fabaceae. The coding region runs from base 1 to 549 and encodes 182 amino acids.
AUGGCUGACAUCAAAACUCUUCCAGCAAAGUUGUUAUUGAAGAUUUUCGAAAAGGUAGCGAGCCAUUCUAUCGAGGACAUUUCGAACGUUAAAGUCAGUUGCAAACAUUUUUUAAAUCUUGCAGAGCAUAAUUCGGUGUAUAAACAUACAUCGUUGGAGAAAUUUGCAUGUUUGCCAAUGACUUCGGCUUCAGCGCAAAGACCGUUUGUUCACGAAGUAAUCAACGAUUGUCACGGUGAGCCUGACGAGGAAUACAAGGGGAUGUUUGAAUGGGUAAUGACACCAAAUGAACAUUACAACAGAGAUCACCAAUUAUAUUUUUUGAAACGUUGUAGAGAGAGUGACAACCCAGAAAUUUUGUACCGUGAAGGAAUAGUACAAUAUUACCAACAGAGUUGUUGUUCUUUGCGCGAUAAGGUGGCCCUUGAAAAUUUGAACACGGCAGCACAGAAUGGUCACGAUGAAGCCAAGUAUGUUUAUUAUAUGCUUUUGAUGAUUGGCAACGAUCAGGAUGAACAAAAUUUGGGUUUGAAAUUUGUCGUUCUUUGA